Molecule: messenger RNA, 868 nt
Organism: Syzygium oleosum
Lineage: Eukaryota; Viridiplantae; Streptophyta; Magnoliopsida; Myrtales; Myrtaceae
Product: protein CENTRORADIALIS-like
Exons: 4
Coding region: 60-584 (174 amino acids)
Biological process (GO): negative regulation of flower development; vegetative to reproductive phase transition of meristem
Cellular component (GO): cytoplasm; nucleus
Source: RefSeq, a predicted model, not a curated record
AGAGAGAUCAUCGAAAAAAAGAAGAGAAAAGAAAACCCAACAACAUUACAAGAAGGUUUAUGGCAAAGAUGUCAUCAAACCCUCUUGUUGUGGGGAGAGUUAUUGGAGAUGUGACCGACUCUUUCUCUGCAAGUGUCGAGAUGACAGUCACUUACAACUCAAACAAGCAGGUCUUCAAUGGCCAUGAGCUCUUCCCUUCUUGGGUCACCACCAAGCCCAAGGUUGAGGUUCAUGGUGGUGAUAUGAGGUCCUUUUUCACUCUGGUGAUGACAGACCCUGAUGUUCCUGGUCCUAGCGAUCCGUAUCUGAGAGAGCACUUGCACUGGAUCGUGACAGACAUCCCCGGCACUACAGAUGCUGCAUUUGGGAAGGAAGUGGUGGGCUAUGAAAUGCCGAGGCCAAACAUAGGGAUCCACAGGUUUGUGUUCCUUCUCUUCAAGCAGAAGCGCAGGGAAAUGGUGAGGCCUCCUUCCUCGAGAGACCGCUUCAACACCCGGAAGUUCGCCGACGAGAACGAGCUCGGCCUUCCAGUCGCUGCCGUGUUCUUCAACGCCCAGAGGGAAACGGCCGCGAGGAGGCGCUGAAACAUAUCGCAACCGCGAUGCACCAAUGAUGAACCAGCUCUGGCCACAGUUGUAAGGGCAUUAGAUAAACGCAAGGCUUGAUAUAUAGACGUUGUAACACUCAGAAACGAAAAGAAUAAUCGAACUAGGCUAGAAAGAGGUCAUGGGUGUCGUCUCUUUCUUAAAUGCAGUGCACUAAGCUAGCUGAUGCUUGGCAUAACUCUCCCCGUAUGAUGAUAUGAUGUUGCUGUUACUUUUGCAGUUGUGUAAUUAAAGUAAAUCUUGUAAUUUCAGCAGUGUUUUUA